Argentina anserina (silverweed cinquefoil) is the source of this 4411-nucleotide messenger RNA. RefSeq lists its product as uncharacterized. The record is from RefSeq and is a predicted model, not a curated record. The transcript is spliced from 8 exons. Lineage: Eukaryota; Viridiplantae; Streptophyta; Magnoliopsida; Rosales; Rosaceae. Bases 491 to 4006 code for a protein of 1171 amino acids.
CCAUUGAAGCCAAGUAAUUUUAGCUGUUGCUAUAUAUUCUUGUCAUCUUAAGCCCCACAGCUAUAUUUGGGGAGCUUUUCUCUGCUACCUUUUCAAAAUUUUGGAUAGAUUUUUUUUGGUGGUUUUGAUUAAUGGGUUGUAGUCAUAUUUAGCUCUAGAUUCAUAAUCAAAGGUUCAGCUUAGUAAAUUCCAUUUCUUGAAUCAACUUUUGUUUCUUAUAGUUGAUCGUUGAAGAUGCUCAAGGACCAUGCAGGCUCUUUCCUUAUUUAAUUUUUUUGUUGGGAAUUCUGUGGAUAAAUUUAGCUGGAUUUUCUCUCUAAUUUUAAUUGGGUUUUCUUUUGACUGGUCUCUAUAUUUAUGGUGGAAUCAAUCUCUUUACAGUUUUGGAUUGUGAUCUACAUCUUCAACUGCGUUAGGUACUUGGCUUCAUCAUUUAUGAACAUCUGUGAUUAUAUUCCGUGCCCAAUGAUGUGGACAGGCGCAGCAGAAGAUGCAUUGUGCCCUUCAAAGAGUUAAUAGUGAUUUCCAGAAGGGUGCAGAUAGAGGAACAUAUUCAUAUUCAAGGAAGAAACAAAGUAGUUUCAGGACAUCUUUACAGGAAUGUGGAGUUCUUUCUGCCACAUGGAGGAACUCUGAUCAUAGGUGUGCUAUCUUUAAAUUCCUUUCCCUGGAACCCGACGGACGUUGGAAAAUUGUGACGCUACCGACGCAAUGUACUGAUAAUAAUUAUAACUUGGCAUCGGAUGCUCUGGUAAAUAUGGAAAGUCUUCAUCUUGCUUACUCACCACCAAUUAGUCCUUUCAAAUCUAAUUGGAAAACGGUGCAGAAGGGUCCUCCCCUUGAUGUUCUUUAUUCAGUCAAGUCAUGUACAAAUAGAAGAUUUACUGAUUCAACUAUGAGACACCAAUCUCGAAAUAAGACCUUGGUAAACAAAGCUACCAAAUGGAAUGUUUCCAGGAAAUUUCAGAAAUCAUUAACUUCUGGUGAUUCGUCAGCUAUCAUCCCAAAUGACUCUUAUGCUGUUAAAUCGUCGGGUGUGGUGAGUAAUAGAAAAGUAGACAGUAAGAAAAGUUCAAGAAAGAAAAGUAGAAAGAAGGGAAAACAGAGCAAGAAAGUUUUAUGCAAUGUUGGCUCUACUGAUCCUGAUGUGAUUUCUGAGGAAUAUGGUAAUGUAAGUUCAGCUUCUGAAACCUGUGGUAACAACGACGGGGAUGGACCAGCAUUGUUUCCAACUGCACCAGACAUAUCAUUGCCAGAUGCUAGAAAGUCCGAGACACCAAAGACAUGUACCCCUUCCAUUGAUGAGGUAGGCACUGUGAGUAAUUUUGAAAAUCAAUUUCUACUAAAAAACUCGUCAUUUCCCAUAUUAGAUGGGGUGGAGGGUAUUCACCAUACAAAGGCUAGCUGUUGCAAUGAUCUCUAUACCAAAAGUUACUCUGAAAUGCAUGCUUCCUUCAUUUUGGAUUCAACCUCAAUUGGCUCAAACAGUGAUGGUAGUACUAAUGUUGGUCAUGAUGAAAAACAUGCGGAGAGGGAAAUUUACAACACAGAUAUAUAUGAACCACCAAAUUCGAGUUCUAGAAAGGGAUAUUAUACCCGUCAAAGCUCACUAAAUGAUCUGGUGAACUCCUAUCAGCACACUGAGGGAGCCAGGCAGGGUUAUCAUGGUUUUAGUAGUAGUAGUAGUGACAUGAAAUGUGUUGUGCCUAACAAGAGGAGUAGGCAAAACAAAGUAGGACAACGAACUGCAAAUGUUCCCAAAUAUGGUACUGUUGGAAAUAUUCGUACAGGGAAGGAAAAUAAUCAUUCUGUCUGGCAAAAGGUCCAGAAGAAUGACGCCAAUGAUUGCACUGGUGAGUUGAAGAAAGGAAGUUUUGUUUACUCAAGGCUUGAUCUCCCUUUAAGAGAGGCCCCCAUGCUUAAUAAAACCUGUAAUGCUGUUGAUAUAGAUGCCUUUUUAAAAUAUGAGAAUAGGAAGCAGCAAAAAGAUAGAGUACCAAAAAAAGUGAAAAGGAGAACACCUCCUACUUUGAAACGAGAACACAAAUGUUAUUCCAGGAAGGGAUCUCAUGCUAGCUUGGCUAGCUCAGAUGGUUCUUUGAAGCUUCGGAUGGAUCAGAGUGACAUAUCAGAUAUCUCGACUCUGGCGGAGGACAAGAAAGGGUCAAGUGUUGUUUCAAGAUCUUGUUCUCGGCCCACUUGUCCAACCCCUGCAUCCCAGAGUAGCAAAGUAGAGUGCAUGAAUUCUGAAUCAGUUACAAGCAUGCAAGUCUGUCCAAAAGAGAUUGGUCAUCUUGAAAAUGUCUGUAAAACUGUCUCAGGCAUGAAUGAUCAAAAUGUAGGAAAUGAGGAUGGAUCAAUGCAAAAGACAUGUGACUCCCGGAAGGAAUCAAGUCUGCUUCAGAUGCAAUCUCCAGUCUACCUUCCCCAUCUACUUUAUGAUGAGGCAAGUCAAGAAGUGCAUAGACAAAUAUCUCUUGCAGAGAGCAGUAAACAAAACAGGAGUAGUUCUGGGUCUCUUACACAAAAGUGGAUGCCAGUUGGGUUGAAGGAUUCUGAGUCGGCAAGCUCUACUAGAUCUGAAAAUCCGUCUCUUGAAAAUUCUGAUGAGGAAGCUAUCAAGAGAUUGGCUAUUAAAGCCAAUGUGGUUUCUGAAGCAGCAGUUGAGCACGCUGCUCAGGGUUUUGGAGACAUAACUUGUUCCUCCGAUGAUGCUGAGGGCAGGCUUCCAACAUCAAAUGCAAUUAAAGAGCUGACCAACAAGCAACUUGGUGCAGCUAACUACGUGAAUAGUUCUGAUGUAUCUAAAAGUCUAAAUGCUUUUGAAGCUUAUUCAAACAGAGUAUUAGAAGCGGUAAAUAAUGCUUGUAGGGCACAGCUGGCAUCUGAAGCUGUUCAAAUGAUCACUGGUUAUCCAAUUGCCGAGUUUGAAAGGCUUCUGUAUUAUUCAUCUCCUGUUAUCCAUCAAUCACCUAGCUGCAACACUUGCUGCUCAUGGAACCAAUUUGACCAGGUCGGUGGUGUGUCACUGUGCAGACAUAAGACACCAAAUGUCUCGUUAGGAUGCCUAUGGGAGUGGUAUGAGAGAUAUGGGAGCUAUGGACUGGAAGUAAGGGCAGAGGAACUUGGGAAUUCUAAGAGAUUAGGUGCUGAUUGUUUUACAUUUCGGGCUUAUUUUGUCCCUUAUUUGUCAGGAAUUCAGCUUUUCAGGAAUGGUAGGAGUACUGAUACUGGAGAUAUUAACAAUGGACUUCACAGUCAUGAAGUGUCAAGCGCAUCCUGGAGUGAUGAUAAACCCUCAAAAUCCUCUAGUAUUGAUAGUCUUCCAAUAUAUCCACUACUUUUUUCUCAGCUUGAUUGCAAGGAAAAUGCAAUCACCCCACCACUUGAUAGUCUUCCAGAAGCUUUCGCUAAAGAUGUACCUGUUCGAUCAGCUGACACAACAGAUUUCUGCGAUUUAGAGCUACUUUUAGAAUAUUUUGAAUAUGAACAACCUCAACAGAGACGACCUCUAUAUGACAAGAUAAAGGAGCUGAUUAGAGGUGAUGGAAAUUCACAUUCAAAAGUUUAUGGUGAUCCAACUAAACUAGACUCUAUAAAUCUAAAUGAUCUACAUCCCAGAUCUUGGUAUUCAGUGGCAUGGUAUCCUAUUUACAGGAUACCUGAUGGUAACUUCCGUGCAGCAUUUUUGACUUACCAUUCAAUUGGUUAUUUGGUUCGUAGAAGUUGCAACUUUGAGUCUCAUAGUAUGGAUGACUGUGUUGUAUCUCCAGUUGUGGGUCUUCAGAGUUACAACGCGCAGGGUGAGUGCUGGUUUCAGCUAAGGCCCUCAGCAGCAGCACAGACAAUAGUAACAAACUCAGACCCCAGUGGAAUACUGGAGGAGCGAUUGAGAACACUUGAGGAGACGGCAUCUCUUAUGGCAAGAGCUGUAGUUAGCAAAGGAACUAUGACAUCUGCAAACAGGCAUCCAGACUUUGAGUUCUUCCUUUCUAGGCGGCGCUAGCUGGUGACGUAUUGGAAUAUUUUUUUACUAAUUUUAACAACUUCCGAUUUUACUAGUCUUCAGUUCCUCGUUAAGCUUAUCUACAUUAAAGGUAACAUCUAACCUCAGGUAGGCAGAAAGAGUGAUCAACCCUAAGAGAUUUUCUUUUUCUUGCCUUUUUUUGUCACAAUAUACAUGUACAUAUAUACUAUAUAGCCCUUCCUUCCAACUAGGAUGCUUGGUUACACGUACAUGUAUUUAAAGCCUAUCUUUCCAGGAUGUGUGUGAGUGCCUUAGAACAUAAUGCAACUCCUCAGGGAUUUGAGAAGGCACUGUAGUGUUACUAAAGAAAGGUAGCGUAGUGUUAUCAGUUAGCAGCCUCUGAUAAUAUUGUAAAUAUCUUACAGGAUACAUGCAUGAUAUGUA